Messenger RNA from Apiotrichum porosum, 261 nucleotides. RefSeq names its product protein transporter tim9 (gene TIM9). The transcript has 4 exons. The record is from RefSeq and is a predicted model, not a curated record. The coding region runs from base 1 to 261 and encodes 86 amino acids. Lineage: Eukaryota; Fungi; Basidiomycota; Tremellomycetes; Trichosporonales; Trichosporonaceae.
AUGGACUUCUCCCAGUUCACCCCCGCCGAGCAGGCGCAGAUGUCCAAGGUCAUCGAGCGUAAGCAGAUGCAGGACUUCAUGCGUCUCUACUCGGGUCUCGUUGAGAAGUGCUUCAACGCCUGUGCCCAGGACUUCACCUCGAAGGCUCUCACCACCAACGAGUCGACCUGUGUCCAGAACUGUGCCGACAAGUUCCUCAAGCACUCGGAGCGUGUCGGUGCUCGCUUCGCCGAGCACAACGCCGAACAGAUGAGGCAGUAA